Teleopsis dalmanni is the source of this 1998-nucleotide messenger RNA. Its product is annotated as glutathione S-transferase C-terminal domain-containing protein homolog. The transcript has 2 exons. Lineage: Eukaryota; Metazoa; Arthropoda; Insecta; Diptera; Diopsidae. Bases 99 to 1862 code for a protein of 587 amino acids. The record is from RefSeq and is a predicted model, not a curated record.
AUUUUACUUAUUUGCCGCUAAGCUUUUCUUUUAAUUAUUGCUUUUUGAAUUUAUAUUUUUUUAUGAAUAAUACCUACAAAACUGAUUAACUCAAAAAAAUGGAUACACUUUUUCUUGAAAUCGAGAUAAGUACAAAAGAUGAAGAAACUGAAAUAUACACGACAACAUCGUCAUUUGUUGCGCUCUUUGUGCAUAAAUUUCUGGACUCACCUGAGAAUAUACAAAUAAAGUUUGUGUGCACAAAACUAGAUAAUAGUGGCGGGAAGAUUAAGUUGCGUUCCGAUAAAUUACACGUGCAAUUAACCGAUGAGGAUAUCAUCUGUAAGGAAGCAGCGCUUACACGAGCAAUACAAGAUUUGCGCCUGCCCGUUUAUGCCAAAGAUGGAAAUACAUUCAUAUCAGGCAUGUGUGCUGUUUGCCGCGAAAUUGUGGCUCGUCAAAGUUCCACUGAAAAAAUGUAUUUACUUGGGUUUAAGCAGAGCUGUUUGUUGGCGCCCGCCGAAGCGUCAAUAUGGACACGUUUCUGUGAGUUGGAUAUGCCGAGUGCACUUAAUGAUUUGUUAUAUAAAUAUCAAAAUGGGCAGAUAAUUGAUGAAAUACCAACUGCAUUAGUACGUUUUGAGCGACAUAUGAAUGAACCAGUUCGUAUGCAUAAUAUUUAUAAAGUGGCGCGCGAAAAAGCCAAACAGGAACCAGAAAUCAUUAAUGGUUGUAAGGUAAUGGUUGAUUGUUCUAUACCAAAAGAAAAACUUGCUAUAGAACAUCGUUUUGCCGAAGGCAUAGCAUUUACUAUAGCGGAUUUAGUUUUGUAUCCUUGUAUAAUGCUCAUAUUCGAUAGUUGUCCAGGUAUUGGGCAAUUUUUUCCAUUAGUAAAAACUUGGAUAGAAGAGACUGAAAUGGAGAAAAAUUGUUUAAGUAAAUUGAGCCAAAUAUUCCUGUUCCAAACUAUGCAUGUUGUUAACUUCGUAGAAAACAUGAAAAUACCAGACUGUGAUGAAACUAGCCUUUACAAGAAAGAUCCGAAGCGUUACAAACCACGCAAUCGCAUCUUCACUUUACAGAGUGAAGUCAGUGCAAUAAUAGCUAGACUAGAAGUUUUAGAUAUUAAUUUUAAUAGUGACAACGAUAUAACGUAUGAACAUAACCAAAUUGAUUGGGAUGCCAUUGAGCCAAAUCAUGAAAAAGGUUCAGCAUUACCGCAGAAUCGACUGGUACGUAAGCGUCAGCAACUGGAAAAUAUAGCCAAUGCUGUUAUUUCAUUGGCCAAGUCAGGCGAUCGAAUUGUUGAUUUCUGCAGCGGUACUGGUCACUUAGGUAUACUUCUAGCAUUACAAUUGCCAGAGUGCACCAUAAUACUUAUUGAAAACAAAGCAAUAUCAUUGGAACGAGCUAAAAAACGUGCUAACGAAUUAAAACUAAAAAAUAUGCGUUUCUAUCAGUGUAACAUCGACUAUUUUGAAGGAAACUUUGAUUUGGGUACAUCACUGCAUGCCUGCGGUACUGCUACUGAUAUUGUUAUACAGCAAUGUUUACGUUCUCGUGCCAAAUUUGUAUGUUGUCCUUGUUGCUAUGGCGCACUACAACCAAUGCCUCAUAUUAAAUAUCCACUAAGUCAACGUUUUCGUGAUGUGAUCGACGAUUAUAGCUAUUUGUAUAUUGCGCACACAGCAGACCAAUCGCACGAACUGGGCCGAACCAAUUGCAAACCGGAAAUAACACGUCAGGGUCAGCAUUGUAUGGAUAUUAUUGAUACUGAUCGCAAGCUGCAAGCUGAAGAGAUUGGUUAUAGAGUAGUUUUGACACGUUUGAAACCAGAACAAUGUACACCAAAGAAUCACCUACUUGUUGGUCAUUUGCCCUAACAAGUUAUAAUUAAAAAUUGUAACAAGUUUUUUUGUUGUUUGAUAAAACAAAUGCUGACUAUUAAGUCUAAAGUAGUGAUUAUGUCGGUUACUGAGACAUAUUUAACUCAUUUUACAAAAUAGUUUAAUUUCUUUU